Molecule: messenger RNA, 3582 nt
Organism: Hydractinia symbiolongicarpus
Lineage: Eukaryota; Metazoa; Cnidaria; Hydrozoa; Anthoathecata; Hydractiniidae
Product: GPI ethanolamine phosphate transferase 1-like
Exons: 5
Coding region: 15-2855 (946 amino acids)
Biological process (GO): GPI anchor biosynthetic process
Cellular component (GO): endoplasmic reticulum membrane
Molecular function (GO): mannose-ethanolamine phosphotransferase activity
Source: RefSeq, a predicted model, not a curated record
UGUUCCGUCUAAAAAUGCAAAAACUGCGUUUUCAGUGUGAAUUUUACAUGACGCGCAUUAUACUUGUGGUCGCGGACUACAAGGAAACAAGGACAUAUACGCAUUUUAAAAUGGCGCAUGAAAGUAGUGGCUGGUUUCUUUUUCUUGGAAUUUUCGUGCAUAUAUUUUAUCUCUCAUCGGUUUUUCAUAUAUAUUUUAAAUCACCUAUAAUACCAGGUUUAAAAAAGGUUGCUCAUGCAACUGAAACCCCUGCAAAACGAUUGGUACUUAUCAUAACUGAUGGGCUUCAGGCUGAAAAGGCUUUUCAUAGAAAGUAUGAAGAAAAUACCAAGUUUUUGAGAUCAGUGAUAAAAGAUAAGGGCGUCUGGGGAGUAUCACAUACUAGAGUUCCAACAGAAUCAAGAGUUGGUCAUGUAUCACUCAUUGCUGGAACGUAUGAGGAUGUUUCAGCUAUAACUAAUGGUUGGAAGGAUAAUCCUGUAGAUUUUGAUUCUGUAUUUAAUCAAUCAACAAGAACAUGGUGUUGGGGAAGCCCAGACAUUCUGCGUAUAUUCGAUAAAGAUUCUAUGCACAUUGUUUCCCAUUCAUAUGAUGCUAGCAAAAUAGAUUUUGGAGAUAAAGAUCCAUCAAAAUUAGAUAAAUGGGUUUUCCAACAUGUUGAAGAGUUUUUCUCGAAGGCAAAUAAGAACGAUAAAUUAUAUUCACAACUUCAUAAUGACAAGAUCGUAUUUUUCCUUCAUUUAUUAGGAACCGAUACUAUUGGGCAUGUGAAAAAACCUGACUCAGAAGAGUACAUCGCAAACCUGGCUCUAGUUGACAGAGAGAUUAAAAAAAUCAGCAACUUAAUCAGUGGUUUUUAUGAUAACGAUAACAAAACUUCAUAUAUAGUGACAUCCGAUCAUGGCAUGACACCUUGGGGUGCGCAUGGUACAGGUCUACAGAGUGAAACUGAGACACCGUUUAUAGCAUGGGGAGCUGGUGUAAAGAAAUCAUCCAGAAAGCACAACAUAAAUAAUGAUCUGCAGAGUACUGUGUGGGGUUUAGAAGAUAUGGAACGUUAUGAUAUUAAACAGGUUGAUAUAGCACCACUGAUGUCUUUUUUGAUAGGUACUAGUAUUCCUGUAAAUUCAGUUGGUAUCUUACCAUACAAAAUUUUGAACAUAAGUGAGAAGAGUAAAGCUGAUGGAAUGUUAGCUAAUGCUAAACAAAUAAUAGAACAAUAUCAUGCUCAUGAGAGAAAGGCACAGCAUUCUUCGUUUUUCUUUAAAACGUAUUCAGGAUUUGCUGAUAGCAGCGUUAGGACGAAACUAGCGUAUAUAUCAGAUAUGAUUGAUCAAAAGGACUACUCAAUCGCCAUUACUAAAUGCGAAGAAUUGAUAACGUCUGCGUUGGAGGGUGUGCAGUAUUACCAUCAGUAUAACAGAUUAUUUUUAAGUGUUAUGGUUAACAUUGGAUUUGUAGCAUGGAUUUUAUAUGUUUUGAUGAAUAUAUUGGAGUAUCACACGACUGUUUUUAAAGAGAAACUAUCUCAUUCAAGGUGUAACAACUCCACUUACGUCUAUUAUGUUACUCUCUCAAUCAUCUGUUUUGUUUACUGGUUCAAAUCUGCAGAUCUUGCAGAUAUUGUGUACACCUUAAUACCUUUGAUUAUGUGCGAAAGAGUGAUUAACGGAGGAGGAAGCAGAAUUCGAAGCAUUGUCGCCAUAUUAAAGAAGUCAAAUCUCUUAUUUUAUUUUCAAGUUUUAUGCUGUCUCGCCGGAACGGAAAUCAUUGUAGUGGCUUUCUUCAACAGGGGAGCACUUUCUGUGAUUUCAUUAUGUUUAAGCAUGUUGCCGUGGUAUAAAAUAGUAACAAACUCUUCUCCGUGGAGUAUAAUGCAUAAAAUUUCUUAUAUUGCUUGGACUGUUAUUAGUUUAAUUAUAUCAAUUUUCCCGCUGUUACCGGUCGUCACUAGGGAGGAGAACUACUUUUUAGUUCUUUUAGCUGGCUUUAUAGCCUCGACCAUCGGUGUUAUAUACAGCUUGUUAGUAAAAUCACGUGAUACAUCCAUCGUAUCGCUAUUAACAGGAAUGUUAGUGCUUAGCCUCGUUUUAAAAAUGAACUCAGUGAAGCAUGUACAACAUGGGGACGGUUUACCACUUGUCAAUCAAAUAUGUAGUUGGGUAUUUUUACUGGUAUCGCCAUGCCUCGGUUUCUUGGUGAACUCAAAAUCAAUUAUCCGUCUAUUAGCCGUCAGUUUGUCGUUGUUUUCCGUAUAUAUUUUGACGGCAAUAUCGUAUGACGCUCUAUUUUUAUUGGUUCUGACAGUGCAGUUAAGUUUGUGGAUUUUCUUGGAAGUGAACAUUCUAUCGAGUGAGGCUGGCAAAAAAAGUUGGGCAAGCAAGACAACUGUUGACAUUUUAUCCACUGAUCAUCUGCGUGUCUCUUUUAUGUUUAUUUACUUUAUUUUUUUGGCGUUCUUCGGGACAGGUAACAUCGCAAGUAUUAAUUCGUUUGACAUUGCAACCACGUAUUGCUUCAAAACGAUAUUCAAUCCAUGGAUCCAAGGUUUUAUACUUGGUGUAAAAGUGUUGAUACCGUUUCUUGUGGUGACCUACUUUUUUCGCUCGCUGCAAUCAUUGACUCGAUUACCAAUGCGAGGUUUAUUCUCCAUCAUAUUGCUUUUGACUGAUAUUAUGGCAAUUAAUUUUUUCUUUAUGGUUAAAGACGAAGGAAGCUGGUUAGAUAUCGGUCAAAGCUUAAGCCAUUUUGUAAUCACUUUAAUUUUUAUUGUGUUUUUGCUUCCAGCUUACGAACUUUCUUAUUUUAUUAGUGGACGUAUUGAAAAUGAGAAUGUAAAGUUUCAUUCGUUAUAAAGAAAUAUGUUUUAGGUGUAUGGAAUUUUAGCGAAUCAAAUUUUUAUCUGCAAAUUAUUUUUUAUAAACAUUUAGGAAAUAUAAGAUAUUAAAAGUCGUUAUUUAUCGAAAGCACCCUGUUACCGUGAAUUUAAUUUUGCGAAAACACAACAUCGCAAUGAUUUCUCGCGCAAUUUCUUUUAUCAGAUUUUCGAUGGCCAAUCGAUUAGGUUCGUUUAUAGCCGUGUAAUUCAAAUGACAUCUACAGCAGCCUCUCAAAUACAGAUUUCCCACAGAUUCUGCAAAAUCCAGGAAUUUCUUAAUUUUUCUAAAAUUUUCUGGAUAAGUCCUUAAAAAUCAGUCGUUCUCAGUUGCUUAUUUUGUUCAUAAUAAUUGUAUUUUAAAUUACUUUUUUAUUUAUUUAUUGUAGAUGUCAAAAUCAUAUUUUAAAGAUUUCGGAUUAAAGGGUUAUUUGUUGUAAUUUGUAGAUGUUAUAAAGAAUCUUUCAUUUUUGGCGUUGACAAAAAUAAAGUGUUUAGUAAUUCAAAGUUUUCGCUACUUGUUUGCACUCGCUUUUAUUUUUUAUAUCUAUUUUUAUUUUUUUUAAUAGAUACACCAUUAAGAGGAUUAAUUUAUGCUGAAUUAAUCGGGCAUGCUUAAUUUGUGUACCACUUUGUCUCAAUUUGCCAAAAUAAUCCCGCAAAAAAAAAUUCGAUUUGCAAAUUAUAAUCCGCAAAAACAAGGAAAA